AUGUCCGACAGACCUACACAUCGAGGAGGCGGCGGCGGCGGUCGCGGCGGCCCUCGGGGCGGUAGUGGUAGUGCUCGUGGUGGUGCUCGCGGUGGAGGCGCCUCUGGUGGUGGCGGCGAGCGCGAACGUCCUAAGAAGGAAAACAUUCUCGAUCUAUCAAAGUACAUGGAUAAGCAGAUAGCCGUCAAGUUCAACGGCGGUCGAGAAGGUGCGCACAUUCACUCAUACAUCCACACAUUCACACACACAUCCUUUGCUACCGGAAGCUGUGCUAACCGUUCCGCAGUCAAGGGAACAUUAAAGGGUUAUGACGCCCUCACGAAUCUAGUCCUCGAUGACGCCCAAGAGACCGUGCGAGAUGACCAAGGCAACGAAUCAACCCGCUCGCUAGGCCUCGUCGUCGCUCGUGGUACCCUCCUCGUCCUUCUCAGCCCCGUCGACGGAAGCGAAGAGAUCGCCAACCCCUUCAUUCAGCCCGACGACGAAUAG
Molecule: messenger RNA, 489 nt
Organism: Geosmithia morbida
Lineage: Eukaryota; Fungi; Ascomycota; Sordariomycetes; Hypocreales; Bionectriaceae
Product: U6 snRNA-associated Sm-like protein LSm7
Exons: 2
Coding region: 1-489 (162 amino acids)
Biological process (GO): nuclear-transcribed mRNA catabolic process; mRNA splicing, via spliceosome
Cellular component (GO): U2-type prespliceosome; U6 snRNP; catalytic step 2 spliceosome
Molecular function (GO): RNA binding
Source: RefSeq, a predicted model, not a curated record